AUGGACGUGACUGUCGUGACGCUCGUCACAGUCAACGCGCUGACCGACACGGGACAGGUCGUCGUCUGUGGCAUGGGUGUCGUUGUGGGCGUCGUGGUAGGCGUCACCGUCGUCGUGCUCGGUCUCAGGCACGCGCAGGCGCUGGAUAUCCUGGCUGCUCUACCAUCGCACCCCGACGCCAGUGCCCGUAACGUUAUAUCCCAACCCGGCGGGCCGCGACUGGAGGCUGACAGCGAGUUUCCGGGCUGCAAGUGGGAACCCGGGGGGGUUGUGGUCCCAUUCUGGGCUGGACAAGUGAUGAAGCAGGCUACAGGCUGCAGCCGGGCUCCAUCGUGGGAGGCGUAUGGCGGUCGUUCAGUGUGA
Molecule: messenger RNA, 363 nt
Organism: Verticillium dahliae VdLs.17
Lineage: Eukaryota; Fungi; Ascomycota; Sordariomycetes; Glomerellales; Plectosphaerellaceae
Exons: 2
Coding region: 1-363 (120 amino acids)
Source: RefSeq, a predicted model, not a curated record